CCCUCCUCCAGCAUUCCCAUCGAUUCCCUACCGAAUGAGCUCCUCGUUCUGGCUUUUAAAUAUGCGAUACCGGAGGUUUCCAAAUGGAUAGGGUCCAGGCUUCUCACUAUCUUCACCAUGCUUAUGGACUCUCAUCUGCUUUCGAACUUGGAAGCGGCUGCCUCUGCCUGUCGUGAAGCUCUACGAGUCGCGGUCCCAAAACCUCGACCUGCGUCUACAUGUCCACAUGGACUCCUUCGAUGAACUGUCGGACGCGCAGAUCCACUACAUGCACACCACCCCACGAACUUUGCUGCAGCAAUCCAUCGGCGCGUGCCGCUUGCAGUGGCUAUCCUACGGCCCCUUCCAUCUCCAUCAUCGCAACGUCGAACAUAAGGACUUCGAUUUCCCCUCUUUUCGGCAUUUCCAACUGCGAGACGGGUGUCUGGAAUGCGUGCCCCACUCUCGCAAGCUUACCUUUGCUGAGCUGCCCAAUGCCCCCUCCGACGGCGAGGACUUGCGCACUGUCCUCGCUCGAUCUCCCCACCUCCACACUCUGGUCCUUCCGGAUUACACGGCCGAUCUGCUUCCCGAUGAGGCUACACCAUGGCCUGCGAUACACGCAGAAACUAUCAGGCGGCUUGCAGAGUCUGUCUACUGCCAAAGGCAACGCCUUGUGCGGCGUCGACCUGAUAGCGACUUCCACUUUGCGCCUCUGGCCUUCCACGGAUUGGAAUACCUCGAACUGGGCAGCACGGUGACUGCUAUUCUGGCGCGACUUAUCAGCGCCCCAUUGGAAUUCUUGAACACUCUGCACACUUUGCACUUGGUCGAGACAGGAUGUGACGAAGUCAUGCCAUUCAUGCUGUCCUUGGAGAGACUGCGCUGUGUGGUCUUAACUGAUGCGCUUUCUCUGGACGUCUGGCCGACGGAACCUGAGGCAUGGCCUUUCUUGGAGAAGAUAGAGAUACGAACCUUUGACCCAGAAGAAGAGGACCCCAGUCAUUUGGCCGAAUUCACUAUGCGCCGCCAGACGAUCUAUAAAUCGUUUCGCACGAUGGUCGAUGUUCCCCAAUGGUGCCGCAUAUAUCCUGAGGCUUUCCAGCAUUGCGACGAGGCCUUCAUGCAUCAUUCACUUCUUCAACAAAGACGGCGAUGAUUGUUACACGGGAAACAAUAUUGUUGGAAAUGGUAGAGCUGUAGUGCUGUAGUGCGGUGGAGAGGACCUUUGGCAGUGCGUUCUCUGGCAUUGAGUGAGGAUUUUAGGUGCAAGGUAGAAAGAGGAGGGAACAAUGCAGCCGUACGAAUGGAGAUACCCGAGUGAUCUCCAAUCAACAUCAUGUCCAGUUCCCGAAGUCCGCGUCUUCAUCAACGUUCACGGUCUCCAUUGUUCUCGACCGCUUAAGUCGA
Schizophyllum commune H4-8 is the source of this 1389-nucleotide messenger RNA. RefSeq lists its product as uncharacterized. Lineage: Eukaryota; Fungi; Basidiomycota; Agaricomycetes; Agaricales; Schizophyllaceae. The coding region runs from base 227 to 1138 and encodes 303 amino acids. The transcript is spliced from 4 exons. The record is from RefSeq and is a predicted model, not a curated record.